Spirodela intermedia is the source of this 2356-nucleotide messenger RNA. NCBI's taxonomy places the organism in Eukaryota, Viridiplantae, Streptophyta, Magnoliopsida, Alismatales, Araceae. The record is from the annotation of a GenBank genome assembly.
AUGGACGGAGCUCGGGUGGCGGAGAAGAGGAAGAGGGCGCAGACAGGAAGGGGGCGGCGGAGGACCUGCGAGGAGGACGGCGGCGCUGGCCAGACGGUCUCAGACAUUGAAGACUUCUCGCCGGAGGAAGCCCGCAAGGUGAGGGCUGCUCUUCUCCGGUGGUACGAUGGCAACCAGCGGACGCUUCCAUGGCGGACAGCGGCACGCGGCGGCGGUGGCGGCGGCGGCGGCAACGACGGUAGCCGGGCUUACGCCGUGUGGGUCUCGGAGGUGAUGCUUCAGCAGACCCAGGUGUCGACGGUGGUGGCUUACUACAACCGAUGGAUGGAGAAGUGGCCCACCGUCGGGCAUCUCGCCGCCGCGUCUCAAGAGGUAAAUCCAGCGCAUCUCCUCCAGACUCGACAUUUGACCUCUUCUCGAAGAAGCAUUGAUGGAACUCCUUUGUCCUUCGUGCUUGCAGGACGUCAAUGACCUCUGGGCUGGCUUGGGCUACUACCGAAGGGCUCGGUUCCUGUUGGAGGUCCUCUCUCUCUCUCUCUCUCUCUCUCUCUCUCUCUCUCUCUCUCGCUCGCUCGCUCGCUGAGUAGGAUUCUUAUUGAUGGGAUCAGGGAGCGAAAUCGAUCGUCGAGGCUGGUGAGUUCCCGAGAUCAGCGGCCGAUCUUCGGAAAGUAAGAGGAAUAGGGGAUUACACGGCGGGGGCCAUCGCGUCCAUAGCUUUCGAUGAGGUGAGCAUGGAGGAUCACCCUUUCGACAUUCAACCCUCCAGUUUCCUCCGCCUUGGGUGAUCUUCUGAUACGAUCACCGGUGUCUUCUUGAUUCAAGGUGGUGCCAGUGGUGGAUGGGAACGUAAUUAGGGUUAUCUCUCGGAUGAAGGCGAUCUCAUCGAACCCCAAGGAAUCUGCGACCAUGAAGAGCAUAUGGUACCCAGUUGGGCAAAAUCCUGCUCCUCUCCCGCCAUUACUCGAAGUUUGAAUGAACUGGGGCUUCUUAAAAAUCGAUGUGUUUGCUAUUUCAGAUCAUUUGGUUCUUCUUUACAUCUGACUUUUUAAUAAAAAAUUCUCUACUAGAUGGGCAACUAGUUGACCCAUUGGCGUUUCAUAAUCAUUUAGGCCUUCUUUGACUACUGAUUUUGAUAAAUAUUUCGUCUUUGACUACUAGUUGACCCAUUUCUUGUUUAUGAUUAUUUGGGCUUUUUGUACAACCAAGUUCUCUUAAACUUUCCUCUUUCAGGAGGCUAGCUGGGCAACUCGUUGACCCUUCCCGGCCAGGGGACUUCAAUCAGGCUCUCAUGGAGCUCGGGGCGACCCUGUGCAGUCGGAGUAGCCCCAGCUGUUCCUCUUGCCCAGUCUCCGGUCAAUGCCUCGCCCUCUCCCUCUCAAAGAAACUUGAAUCGGCAGAAGUCACCGAUUACCCGAAAAAGGCUCUGAAACCCAAGCAAAGACAGGAUUUUGCAGCCGUAUGCGUUCUAGAAAUAGUACAAGAAUCAGACCUAGGAGCCCUAAAGACCAGGAACUAUAAAAAACUGAGGGUCAACGACUACAAGAAGUCUCUUCUUCUCAUUAAGAGGCCCGAGGAAGGGCUUCUAGCUGGCCUCUGGGAGUUUCCGACAGUUCUUCUGGCGGCAGGGGCAGACCAGGCUGCAAGAAGGGAAGCCGUUGACCGAUAUCUGACUGAGUCCUUGGGUGUCAAUCUAGGCGACGACUAUGAUGCCAUAUUUAGACAAGAUGUCGGAGAUUGUGUUCACGUUUUCAGCCACAUUCGGCUUCACAUGCAUGUGGAGUUGUUGACUAUUUCCAUUAAAGGUUUAACAUUGCCAGGGCUUUGGUCUUCAUAGCUUGCUGUUUUCGGACUCCUCUAAUGGGUUUGACCUCGCCAGGUGGGUUGGGUGCCUUGGAGGAGAAGGGCCAAGAUUUGACCACUUGGAAGGUUGUCAAUGAUGAUUCCAUCAGGAGCAUGGGGUUGACCUCUGGAGUCCGAAAGGUGAGCAACCCAGUCUUAAAUUCUUUGCAAAAAUUCAACUUCGCAAUUACAGAUUUAUUUUUCAUUUUUUUUUCAUGAACAUAUAUACUAUAUAUUCCAUACGUCUUGUAGAAAACAUGGCAUUAUGACAUCAUAUGUGGUGAAUUUAAUCAACUGUGAGUUGACUUGACAAAAACUUUAUUGGAAACCUUAUCAAUUGAGCAUAUUCUUCCGGGAAAAUAGCAAGAAAAUGGCAAAUUAUUAAUUUUUUCAUGCAUUCGAUUUUUUUUUCUUUUCCCCUUUUUAGGUUUACACCAUGGUGAAGAAUUUUAAGCAGAAGACUCUGCCAUCUCUUGCAGUAGGUGGGACGAAUACCAAGAGCAACAGGCGGCGAUGA